GGGACCGGGGCAGCUGGCCGGGCACAGCCCUCCGCAGCAGGCGCCCGCUCGGCUUUCUCUUGCCCAUGAACUGCAUGAAAGACCCAUUAAGCCUGGAGCGCCUGGGAGCCGGGAAUAAGCUGUGCUCCACUUCACCCUCCUCCUCCUCUUCUUCCUCCUCCUCCUCCUCAUCUUGCCACCAUCACCAGCCGGCACUGGGCAUGGCUUCUGCUCUCGCUCCCGGGCAGCCUCGCUCGUCCUUGGACUCCUCCAAGCACCGGCUGGAGGUGCACUCCAUCUCGGACACCUCCAGCCCCGAGGCCGCAGAGAAAGAGAAAAGCCAGCAGAGCAAGAAUGAGGACCCGGGGGCUGAGGAUCCGUCCAAGAAGAAGAGGCAGCGGCGGCAGAGGACUCACUUCACCAGCCAGCAGCUGCAGGAGCUGGAGGCCACUUUCCAGCGGAACCGCUAUCCGGACAUGUCCACCCGGGAGGAGAUCGCGGUCUGGACCAACCUCACGGAAGCCCGAGUGAGGGUUUGGUUCAAGAACCGCAGAGCCAAAUGGAGAAAGAGAGAAAGGAACCAGCAAGCUGAGCUUUGCAAAAACGGUUUUGGUCCGCAAUUUAACGGUCUCAUGCAGCCCUACGAUGAAAUGUACCCGGGCUACUCUUACAACAACUGGGCAGCUAAAGGCCUGACCUCUGCUUCCCUGUCCACCAAAAGCUUUCCUUUCUUCAACUCUAUGAAUGUCAACCCUCUGUCUUCUCAGAGCAUGUUCUCCCCUCCAAAUUCCAUCUCCUCCAUGAGUAUGUCUUCAAGCAUGGUGCCCUCUGCAGUCACUGGGGUCCCCGGUUCCAGCCUCAACAGCCUGAAUAACUUGAACAACUUGAGCAAUCCCUCCCUGAAUUCUGCAGUGCCAACGCCAGCUUGUCCUUAUGCUCCUCCAACACCUCCUUAUGUUUAUAGGGACACAUGUAACUCUAGCUUGGCCAGUCUGAGACUUAAAGCCAAGCAGCACUCCAGCUUUGGAUAUGCCAGUGUGCAGAACCCAGCUUCCAACCUGAGCGCGUGUCAAUAUGCUGUGGACAGACCCGUGUGAGAUAUUCCAGUAUAAAAUACUGAACGGGAAUCCCUCCCCUUCCCCGCAGAGACUGAGAAUUAAACUAGAAAGUAAUGGGCACUAUAGAGAAAGAGAAAGGAAAAAAGGAGAGAGAGAGAAAAGAGAGAGAGAAGGAAACCACUGAAAUAAGAUAGCUCCUUUGUUUUCAAAGGAUCUCCGACAGUUUCUGACAUCCUUCAUUUAAGAGUAUUUCCAACAGUUAC
Alligator sinensis (Chinese alligator) is the source of this 1300-nucleotide messenger RNA. It is a transcript of the gene PITX2, whose product is annotated as paired like homeodomain 2. Gene Ontology annotation, biological process: anatomical structure morphogenesis; regulation of transcription by RNA polymerase II. The coding region runs from base 66 to 1076 and encodes 336 amino acids. Gene Ontology annotation, molecular function: DNA-binding transcription factor activity, RNA polymerase II-specific; RNA polymerase II cis-regulatory region sequence-specific DNA binding. Lineage: Eukaryota; Metazoa; Chordata; Crocodylia; Alligatoridae. Gene Ontology annotation, cellular component: nucleus. The transcript has 3 exons. The record is from RefSeq and is a predicted model, not a curated record.